Molecule: messenger RNA, 2248 nt
Organism: Anolis carolinensis (green anole)
Lineage: Eukaryota; Metazoa; Chordata; Lepidosauria; Squamata; Anolidae
Product: red-sensitive opsin-like
Exons: 6
Coding region: 172-1281 (369 amino acids)
Biological process (GO): G protein-coupled receptor signaling pathway; phototransduction; cellular response to light stimulus
Cellular component (GO): photoreceptor outer segment; plasma membrane
Molecular function (GO): G protein-coupled photoreceptor activity
Source: RefSeq, a predicted model, not a curated record
GCCCUGUCACUGACGUUUGGAUGGGAGAGACUGAGCGGUAGAGAGGGAAAGAAGAGAAGAAGAGAGAGAGGAGAGAAAAGGGGGGAGAGAGCGAAACUAGGAAGAGAAGGAAAGUGAGGGGAUAGGAAAGGGGCAAAAAACAACAAGCGCUGGUAGUAAGCGGGAAAGAAGAUGGCAGGGACCGUGACGGAAGCCUGGGAUGUGGCAGUAUUUGCUGCCCGACGGCGCAAUGAUGAAGACGACACCACAAGGGAUAGCUUGUUCACUUAUACCAACAGCAACAAUACCCGGGGCCCCUUUGAAGGUCCAAACUAUCACAUUGCGCCACGCUGGGUCUACAAUAUCACUUCUGUCUGGAUGAUUUUUGUGGUCAUCGCUUCAAUCUUCACCAAUGGUUUGGUAUUGGUGGCCACUGCCAAAUUCAAGAAGCUACGGCAUCCUCUGAACUGGAUUCUGGUAAACUUGGCGAUAGCUGAUCUGGGUGAGACGGUUAUUGCCAGUACCAUCAGUGUCAUCAACCAGAUCUCUGGCUACUUCAUCCUUGGCCACCCUAUGUGUGUGCUGGAGGGAUACACUGUUUCAACUUGUGGUAUCUCAGCUCUCUGGUCCUUGGCCGUUAUAUCUUGGGAACGCUGGGUCGUUGUCUGCAAGCCCUUUGGAAAUGUCAAGUUCGAUGCCAAACUGGCCGUGGCUGGCAUUGUCUUCUCCUGGGUGUGGUCUGCUGUAUGGACAGCACCACCCGUCUUUGGCUGGAGUAGGUACUGGCCCCAUGGCUUGAAGACCUCAUGCGGUCCAGAUGUAUUCAGUGGCAGUGAUGACCCCGGUGUUCUGUCUUACAUGAUUGUCCUCAUGAUCACCUGUUGCUUCAUUCCCCUGGCUGUCAUCCUUCUCUGCUACCUGCAAGUGUGGUUGGCUAUCCGUGCGGUUGCUGCCCAGCAGAAAGAGUCUGAAUCUACACAGAAGGCUGAGAAGGAAGUGUCGAGGAUGGUGGUAGUCAUGAUCAUUGCCUAUUGCUUCUGCUGGGGGCCAUAUACGGUCUUUGCCUGUUUUGCUGCUGCCAACCCAGGCUAUGCCUUCCACCCCCUUGCAGCUGCUCUGCCUGCUUACUUUGCAAAGAGCGCAACUAUCUACAACCCAAUUAUCUACGUCUUCAUGAACAGACAGUUCCGUAACUGCAUAAUGCAGCUCUUUGGCAAGAAGGUGGAUGAUGGCUCUGAAUUAUCCUCCACCUCCCGCACUGAGGUCUCUUCUGUCUCUAAUUCCUCUGUAUCGCCGGCAUAAGAGCCCCCUGCCUGAAUAGCCACAAAGACUGGAGAUUCUGCCUCCCAGGAGAGCCCCAGUGAGAACUUCCUCUUUCCUCCUGGACUGAUUGCUGCUGAACAGAUUCCCUUUGAGAAUAUGAAAUACUGGCCUGCCAUCUCUACAGAUCCUCUUCUUUGAACUUAUACUGCACCCUCAGCUGGGAGUGCUGCUGUUUCUCCCCUGGUGAUUUGGGGGAGGGAAAUGUUUUUUCUCUCAAAAUUGCUUUGGGAUGGGGGUGAAGGGGUGAGGAAUUCUCUGCUCAAAUAUCCCAUCUUUCUGCAACAUUCCCAAGAGGUGUUGUUUGAACACUCUUUUCCCAAGGUCCCGUCCUGACUCACUAGUCUCCCUGUGCACCCCUCCCCCAACUCCCCAGAGGAGCAGAAUAAAGGGGGUUCCCUGGGGAAAGCAUAUCGCUUUUGUAAAGCAAGUCUAUUGGAGGCCGUCUUAGCAGUGAACCUGCCCCUCCAUCCGCAUUUCCCCCCAUGAUCCACAUCCUUUGACUGGAUGGACUGAUAUCCCAAGAGGGAAGAUUACCCACAGUUUGGCAACACAGGCCAUAUUCCCUUUUUCUCUGCCCCUCCUAUGAAGUUUUCACUGGUGCCAGGGAGUGCAUUGAAGGGGGCCAAGAGGAGGAAAAGUUUGUCCCCCGAGGUGUCUGUGCCUCAGCCAAGUCGAAUGCAUUGAAUCUUAAUUCUGUUGAAAGUGGGCAUGAUUCUGACACGGGUAGAACCAACGAGACUCAGCAUGAUCCACCUCGGUCAUUGCAGGGGCUUUGUGCUUCUUCCCAGCAUGGCUCAACUGGAACCAUUCUGUACAUAGUGUUUGAUACUAAAGCCUGUUGUGUCCCUGGGACAUCUAGCUAGAAAUGCAAAAGGGAAAAUGACCAAAAAAAUCUGCAGCAGUGAGAGUGAGAUAGAGAAUAAAGAUUUUUAACUUCUGUAUAUAA